CACAAAUAUAUCAAACUAAACUGGAUAUUGAUUUGAAGUUCUCGAUAAGUUAACCAAAUCAGCAAAUCCAACUUGUUUCAAACAUGAAUUUGUCCAAUUUAGUAAAAACAGGUUUGGUACUUACGCAAUGUGCACGUACUGAUAAAUGAAGCCACCCAGCAAUGCACGACUAGAAGUACUGUACUGUGAUCUAAGAAUUUACCAAAAAUAAAAUGGUUUUUAAAAGUGUAAUCGAUUGGUCAAUUUUGAUGAUGUACUUUGUUGGAUAUACUAUAUUGAGUCAACCUUGACCAAAACAUGAUGAAACCCAAUUUGGUCAAAUCCCUCUCCCGCCAUCACAAACUGACACUGUUCUCUUUCCAUACCAAUACCAAUGCCCACAACAUUGGAAAGUUCCACACUUUCAACCAUUUACCCUCUGCAACCCCUACCCACGCCAACGUUGUCAAAUCUGGUUUAUCAAAUGACACUUUUACCACCAACAAUCUCAUUAAUUCCUAUCUCAAACUCCUUAAAAUCGACCAUGCACACAAACUGUUCGACGAAAUGUCUCACCCAAAUGUUGUCUCUUGGUCUUUGCUUAUGGCUGGUUAUGUCAGACAGGGUCAACCCAAUAUUGCACUUUGCCUCUUCCAUCAAAUGCAAGGAACAUUGGUUAUGCCGAAUGAAUUCACUUUUUCCACUCUCAUCAAUGCGUGUUCUAUUCUUGCCAAUCUUGAGACUGGUAGAAGAAUUCAUGCUCUUGUUGAGGUUUUUGGUUAUCGUUCUGAUCUUGUUGUGUGUUCUUCCCUAAUUGAUAUGUAUGGGAAAUGUAAUCGUGUUGAUGAGGCGCAGAUGAUUUUUGACUUCAUGUGGGUAAGAAAUGUGGUUUCUUGGACUUCCAUGAUCACUACGUAUUCUCAAAAUGGACAAGGGCACCUUGCUCUACAAUUGUUCAGGGAAUUCAAUCAUAUCAGGAUGAAUAAACCGAAUCAUUUCAUGUUAUGCAGCGCAGUCACUGCUUGUGCAAGUUUAGGGAGGCUGGGUUCGGGGAAGAUCACUCAUGGGGUGGUCAUCCGCCUUGGACACGAUGCAAGUGAUGUGGUUGCUAGUGCACUUGUGGAUAUGUAUGCUAAAUGUGGUUGUGUUACCUAUUCUGACAAAGUCUUUAGGAGAAUAGUCAAUCCUUCGGUGGUUCCCUAUACUUCGAUGAUUGUUGGUGCUGCAAAAUAUGGACUUGGAACAUUGUCUCUAAGACUAUUUCAGGAAAUGGUUGAUAGAAGAAUAAAACCAAAUAGCAUCACUUUUGUUGGGGUCUUACAUGCUUGCAGCCAUUCAGGGCUUAUAGAUAAAGGGCUUGAGCUUUUUAACUCCAUGAAUGAGAAAUAUGGGGUGAUGCCAGAUGCAAGACAUUAUACGUGUAUUGUAGAUAUGCUCGGUCGCGUAGGGCGUAUAGAUGAGGCAUAUCAGCUAGCACAAUCAGUUCAAGUUGGAAGUGAGGAUGAUGCUUUGUUGUGGGGGACACUUCUUUCAGCUAGUAGGCUUCAUGGUAGAGUAGACAUUGCCAUUGAAGCUAGCAAUCGGGUAAUAGAAUCAAACCAACAAGUGGCAGCUGCAUAUGUUACAUUGUCCAACACUUAUGCAUUGGCAGGGGAUUGGGAAAAUGCUCAUAACCUACGAUCUGAAAUGAAGCGUACCGGAGUUUAUAAGGAACCCGGAAGCAGUUGGAUUGAGAUAAAGGAUUCAACAUAUUUGUUCCAUGCUGGAGACUUAUCUAAGUGUAGUCAAAAGAGGGAGCUACUAAGCUUGCUAAGGGAAUUGGAAGGGAGAAUGAAAGAGCGGGGGCAUGUGGGAGUGACUACCGGGUUGGUGUUUGUUGAUGUUGAAGAGGAAGCCAAAGAGGAAAUUGUGAGUUUACACAGUGAGAAACUUGCAUUGGCAUUUGGGUUAUUAAACACACCUAAAGGAAUCACCAUCAUAAUAAUGAAGAACUUGAGAAUGUGCAGGGAUUGCCAUGAAGCCUUUAAGCUUAUUAGUGAUAUUGUAGAGAGAGAAUUUGUUGUGAGAGAUGUGAACAGAUUUCAUCAUUUCAAAAAUGGAUCAUGCACGUGCGGAGAUUUUUGGUAACCAUCUGUCUACAUCUGAUGCAAAAUUUCAUGCAACAGUAAAUUAACAAGAGAUCAAUCCUAUCUCAAUAAAGAAAUGAACAUCAAGUUGGAUCAGAAGUUGGUGAUUAUAAGAUUGUACUCUAAUUGGGAAGGUAACUGUUUCGUUAAGCCAAGCAUUUGAUUUGGAUAGUGAAUUUGGGGAAACAAAAUGAAAUUGCAUGAAUCUUCCAAAUUUAAUUACGGUUUGGUUCAAAUACACAGGUCAUAGUGCUGUCAUAUAGAUUGUAGGUAAUGUUUUACUGUUGUGAUAUUUUAUCGAUGAUUUGUUUGCAAAAUUUUGAAUAAAUUCUUCAAGAUUAUACUUCAUAAUACAACAUUUUCUGUACCCUGUUCAACUAAAAAAAGUUAUAUGAUGAAUAGAAACUUCAUGAAUAUAGCAUAGUUAGAGGGUAGAUAUGCAAUUGAAGUGGUUGUGGAGUAUGGUGAACGGCGAAUAAAGUAUUAUAUCAUAGACAAAGCCUACUUAUUUUC
Medicago truncatula (barrel medic) is the source of this 2618-nucleotide messenger RNA. Its product is annotated as pentatricopeptide repeat-containing protein At4g15720. The record is from RefSeq and is a predicted model, not a curated record. Bases 298 to 2106 code for a protein of 602 amino acids. Gene Ontology annotation, biological process: RNA modification. Gene Ontology annotation, molecular function: protein binding; RNA binding; zinc ion binding. Lineage: Eukaryota; Viridiplantae; Streptophyta; Magnoliopsida; Fabales; Fabaceae. The transcript is spliced from 2 exons.